Molecule: messenger RNA, 2189 nt
Organism: Vitrella brassicaformis
Lineage: Eukaryota; Vitrellaceae
Source: the annotation of a GenBank genome assembly
CCAGAUACUCGCCAUCUGAGCAUCCAGGAAGGUGAGGAACUCGAAGAUCUCUAGGCAGCAUGCUUGAGGAUUCAUCAGCUGUCGCUCUGCUCCCAUUUCUGUGCAGCCCUUCAGUGAGGACCUCCGCUGCCGCCCGUCCACCAGCGUCAGGUACCGAGGCAGACCACACCGAACUGUGAGCCUCGCUGAGCUCGGUGUGUGUGCGUCAGAUUGGUCGGUUUCGCCUCGGCUGUUCGCCCACCGCUCAAACAAUCAGACUGGUGACCAACAAGUGACAGGUACGUCAGGGCCGAGAGAGGCGCGCGGCAUCCAGUCACCACAUUAUGUGUGUGCCUGUGACGCCGAUGGUAGGCACAAAGACCAUGCUGCUGCUGGUGCUGCUGGUGGGAGUGUGGGCCACUGCCGUCGUCGCAUUCGUGCCUCCCCUCGGCUAUGCCAUCCGCCACCUGCAGCAUGUGGGUUCCCACUCUGGUGGCCAGCAGCAGCAGCUGGACGUGCGGCGAGCCGAGCCGACUGAGUGGAUGGCCGCCCUGCCUCUGCCUACCGUCGUGGUGCAGUCAUCUUCGUCCACUCCCCAUCGACACCGGCGGCUCCGUGGCUCCACUGCACUCAUGGUGGGUCGGUGGGAGAGGGAGGCCAGGCGAUCGGUGACUGACGCAGGCAACUGAAUGUGUGUGGUGGGUGCAGGUGACCAAUGACGCCGAUACCGCCCCGCCUGCCGACCUGGACAGUCGCAUCAGGGAGCUUCGGGAAAAGAAGGCGGCGCUGGAGCAGGAAGAGGCACAACUGAAGCAGCACUUUGCUCUCGCGCUUAAGCAGCCUGAGGACAAAGAGACCGUCAUCAACAGCCUCCAGCAGCUCAUUGUGUCGACCGACCAGCGCAUUGUGUCAAUCGAUAACCGACUCAAUACGCUGUACCAAGCACUCUUCUCCACACAGCGCCCUGGUAGGCACGCACCUCUCACACACACAGGGAGGGAGGGAGGGAGGGAGGGAGAGAGAACGACCCACACAAGCAUGUGAAGAGAAGAGAAAUGCGCACACAUGACGACAGAGAGAAAGAAAGCGACCCGGCUAUUCACCUGACGUGCCACAUGGGUGUCUUUGUCUCUCUGUGUGUGUGUGUGCGCUGCAGAGGGAGUGACCAAGGAGGACUUGAAGGCGUUCCAGGAGAGCAACAAGGCGUUCCUGGAGGACAACAAGGCGUUCCAGGAGAAGUUAUUCGACUUUAUUACCACUCAGAAUGGCAUACGAGAGAUCAGAGAGCAGCAGAGAUCUGAUUCGCACCCCUGCGAAGCUGGACCAACUCAUCUGGGAGCUUCGAUCAGAGCAGGAUGGGCUGCAGCAGGAAAAGGCAGAAGUCGAGGAAGAGCUCGAGCAGGAGAAGGAUCCCGACACUCGCAAGCUCCUCACGCAGCGCAUUCUGUCCACCAAUCAGCUCAUUCUGGCGACCAUGCAGCAACUCACCCUGCUGUACCAAACACAUUACUGCACACCGCCCCCUGGUACGAACGCACCUCACACACAGAGAGAGGGAGGGAGGGAGGGAGGGAGAGCGACACACACACACACACACACACAUAUGACGACACUAGAAAGAGGAACGCGCACACUGACAACAGAGAAGAAGAAAGAAAGCGACCUGGCGAUGCACCUGAUGUGCCACAUGGGUGUCUUUGUCUGUCUGUGUGUGCAUGUGCGCUGCAGAGGCCGCGACCAAGGAGGACUUGAAGGAGAUGAAGGACGAUCAACCAGAUAAUGCUGAUAAAGAAGCUCGAGGAUGAGUAUAAUUUUCUGAGGCGCCAGCAGGAACUAUCAUCUCAACAACGAGGGCAGGGGGGAAGAAGCACCUCUCUGUCGAGCUGGUGAAGCCACGUAAGAUGCUCAAGGCUCUCAGUGGCUGCACUGAUGACUAGAUAGAAGCGGGUCUGAAGCAGUCUGUUGGGCGAUGAAAGAACUUCUCCUCAGAAUUGCAGAUGGUGAGAGAUCGAUAGGCAAGAAGGUGUGGUCCCGCAGGUUAGCCAUGAACCCGCUUACUAGGUGGGAUCGCAAGCCGAUACCGUAUGAUGGACGAUGGGAAGAUAUACGGCCUGGCUUUCUGUGUAUAUGUGUGGAUUGGAAUGCUUGUGUGGGUAUGGGGAAAUACAGACUCGAACUGGUUGGCUUUGUGCCGCUUCAUCAUGUCUCAC